CGACAAGUUGUUGCUGUGCCAUAGCAAAAAAAAAAAAUACAAAUUUUAAACACACAAACACAUACAAAAUAGGCGAAUAACAAAUCAAAUAAAACGACAGCAGCAAAGACAAACGUUUUGUUGCUGCAGCUGCUGUUGCGUUAUAUUCUUGUUGUUGUUUCUCUUUCGAGAGCGCGCGCAAAAAUCGCCAAACUGCAAGUUGUGUUCCUUCCCCACCCCCCUUCCCACCCCACGCACAAGUAAUCAACAACUGCAGUGCGCGCGUUUCCCAUGUGCGUGUGUGUGUAAUGUGAGCAGUGUUGUAAAACGAUGGCACGCAAGGAUGAUCCCGUUUUCAAUGUGAAAUUCGUGGAACUUGUUGAGAAGCAGGCGUGCCUAUGGAAUUACACACAUCCGGGCUACAGCAAAAAGGAGGAGGUGCAAAAGGCCUGGCAACAUGUGGCCAACGAGAUAAAGGACACAGUGCGGAACUCGAGGGAGAGAUGGCGCACCAUCCGGAGCAGUUUCCUGCGAUCCUUGAAGCUGGCACGCACACAAACGGGACGAGGGAAGCGCAAAUACUAUCUGUCGAAAUAUCUGCAGUUUCUCAUACCCUACACAAAGUCGCGUGCCUGCCACAAACAGUUGCAACCCGCAGCAGUUGCUGGACAGCAGCAGCAACAGCAGGGGACGCAAAUCCAUUCACAAAUCCAGACUGCAAAUGGUGGAAUGGUGUUGCGUAAGCCGAGCACAAGCACAUUUCUGGCCACGCUUGGAACACAGCAGCCGAUGACGCGCAUUGGACACAUGCGGCAGCAGCAAUGUGCACCCGAUGAGGACACCAAAGACAGCAGCGAGAGUGUUGCACAGCCGAGUCCCGAACAGCAGCAGCAGCAACACUCGGAUGAUGAGCCGCCGGACGAGCAGCUGCUUGAUGACGAAACGAAUGCAACACCAUUGCGAUUGCAGGCCAUCAAAGUGGAGCAUCAACAGCCGCAUCAGCAGCCACAACAUCCACAGAGCACUGAGAAAAUUGUGGCAGCGCAGCAUUCGCUGGUCACGUUGCCGGUGACAAUGGCGGCCGCAUUGCGCAACAAUCUCGACUGGACGGAGCUGACCGAAUGGCUUAAAUGCAGCACAAGUGGCAGCAACAAUCAUCAUCAGCAGCAGCAGCAGCAGCAGUUUCAUCUGCAGCAACAACAUAAUAAUAGCAGCAGCAGCAACAUGAUGUCGCAUCAACUUGUUGCCAGUACGCCGCCACCAGCAACAGGCACACCUGCACCUGCACCUCCGCCUGCAACCACGUCAGCCACUAUGACAGCAACUGUUGCUGCUGCUGCGGCAUCGCCACCAGAUGCGGAUUAUUCGUUUCUGAUCAGUUUGCAUCCGUAUUUGAAGGAGAUGAGUGGCAAACAGAAUCGACGCUUUCGCCAAAAGGUUGUUGGCCUUAUUGACAAUGUGCUCGACAAUGUCGACAUUUAGCAUACAACAUACAAAUCUAUAUACAACAUGAAAACAAGAACCGACAGUGCCCAUUUGUUAUACACAUAUACAUAUACUAUAUAUAUAUAUUAUCUAGUAAUUAAAUCUAAUUAUACUGUUUUUUUUUCUCUGUCGUGCAUUGUUUUUGUUAACACACACACAGCGAUACAUUUGUUAUAUGUAAUGAAUUGAUGGAUUAUUGUAAUUGAGUGCAACAACA
Drosophila albomicans is the source of this 1681-nucleotide messenger RNA. RefSeq names its product ataxin-2 homolog. Gene Ontology annotation, biological process: regulation of transcription by RNA polymerase II. The record is from RefSeq and is a predicted model, not a curated record. The transcript is spliced from 2 exons. Bases 310 to 1461 code for a protein of 383 amino acids. Lineage: Eukaryota; Metazoa; Arthropoda; Insecta; Diptera; Drosophilidae. Gene Ontology annotation, molecular function: DNA binding. Gene Ontology annotation, cellular component: nucleus; transcription regulator complex.